AAAAAGCCGGCGCCGCGCUCUCCGUCCGCAGUUGCGAGUAGGUCUUUGUGAGGGUCGGACCUGCAUCUAGUCAUAUUAUUAAAAAAAAUACUUAAUCACCAAUAGAUCACCAUGAAAGUGUUCGUGGCCCUAGCUGCGGUUUGCGCAAUUGCAUCCGCCCAAUCGUCCUUCAAAUGCCCCGCCAAGGACGGCCAGUACGAGGACGACCGCCAGUGCGACAAAUUCUACGAAUGUGUGGACGGCGUCGCCACCGUGAAGCUGUGCCCCGACGGGCUGGUGUUCGACCCUACUAUCAGGAAGAUCAACAAGUGCGACCAGCCCUUCAACGUGGACUGUGGAGACAGGACUGAACUACAGCCCCCCAAGCCCACCGCUCAGUGCCCGCGCCGCAACGGUUUCUUCGCCCACCCCGACCCUGCCGUCUGCAAUGUCUUCUACAACUGCAUCGAGGGCGAAGUCACUGAGACCAAGUGCACCGCCGGACUGCACUUCGACGAGUACUCGGGCACCUGCGUGUGGCCUGAUGCGGCCGGCCGUCAGGGGUGCAACGUUCAAGAGAAGAAACUGAAGGACGGCUUCGAGUGCCCCAAGCAGGCGCUAGUCGACGCUCAGGGCCAGAUCGUGGCUCACCCCAAGUUCCCGCACCCCAACGACUGCCAGCGGUUCUACGUGUGCCUCAACGGAGUGGAGCCCCGCGACCUCGGCUGCCAGACUGGAGAGGUCUACAACGAGGAGACGCAGCGAUGCGACUCGCCCGACAAUGUUCGCGGAUGUGAGGACUGGUACAAAGAUGCUGAGGAGGCGGCCCCCACGCCCAAGUCGUCUCGGUCUUAAGCUCUCUAGUGAUACGUAGCUACUUGUAACUUAACCUAAGAUUUAAUAAACAUAAGACAAACAAAUUUA
Molecule: messenger RNA, 903 nt
Organism: Plutella xylostella (diamondback moth)
Lineage: Eukaryota; Metazoa; Arthropoda; Insecta; Lepidoptera; Plutellidae
Product: protein obstructor-E
Cellular component (GO): extracellular region
Molecular function (GO): chitin binding
Source: RefSeq, a predicted model, not a curated record